Molecule: messenger RNA, 3183 nt
Organism: Leptonychotes weddellii (Weddell seal)
Lineage: Eukaryota; Metazoa; Chordata; Mammalia; Carnivora; Phocidae
Gene: PHLDA1
Product: pleckstrin homology like domain family A member 1
Biological process (GO): positive regulation of apoptotic process
Cellular component (GO): nucleus
Molecular function (GO): phosphatidylinositol phosphate binding
Source: RefSeq, a predicted model, not a curated record
AUGAGGCGUGCGCCGGCGGCAGAGCGCCUUUCCGAGCUGGGCUUUCCCCCGCGGUGCGGGCGCCAGGAGCCGCCUUUUCCGCUGGGUGUCACUCGGGGGUGGGGGGGAUGGCCCAUUCAAAAGCGCCGCGAGGGGGCCCGGCCAGUGGCCUUCAGUGAGCGCUCGCAAGAGGACGGCAGAGGCCCGGAGGCUCGCAGCUCCGGGACCUUGUGGCGCAUCAGGACGCGGCUGCCCGCUUGCCCGGACCCCGAGCCGCCGCCUCCACCGCCGCCGCUCUGCUUCCUGCGUGUUAGCCUCCUCUGCGCGCUCCGGGCGGGCGGCCGCGGGAGCCGCUGGGGCGAGGACGGCGCGCGGCUGCUGCUGCUGCCCCCGGCCCGGGCGGCUGGAAGUGGAGAGGCCGAGCCGAGCGGCGCCCCUCCCUAUGCCGGGAGGAUGUUGGAGAGCAGUGGCUGCAAAGCGCUGAAGGAGGGUGUGUUGGAGAAGCGCAGCGACGGGUUGCUGCAGCUCUGGAAGAAAAAGUGCUGCAUCCUCACUGAGGAGGGGCUGCUGCUUAUCCCGCCCAAGCAGCUGCAACACCAGCAGCAGCAACAGCCUGGGCAGGGGCCGGCCGAACCGUCCCAACCGGGAGGGCCCGCCGUGGCCAGCCUCGAGCCGCCGGUCAAGCUCAAGGAAUUACACUUUUCCAACAUGAAGACCGUGGACUGCGUGGAGCGCAAGGGCAAGUACAUGUACUUCACUGUGGUGAUGGCCGAGGGCAAGGAGAUCGACUUUCGGUGCCCGCAGGACCAGGGCUGGAACGCCGAGAUCACGCUGCAGAUGGUGCAGUACAAGAAUCGUCAGGCUAUCCUGGCGGUCAAGUCCACACGGCAGAAGCAGCAGCACCUGGUCCAGCAGCAGCCCCCGCAGCCGCAGCUUCAACCCCAACCUCAGCCCCAACCUCAGGCUCAGCCUCAGCCCCAGUCACAGUCUCAGCCGCAGCCCCAUGCCAAGCCCCAGCCCCAGCCUCAGCAGCUCCACCCGUAUCCGCACCCGCAUCCGCACCCGCACCCGCACCCGCACCCGCACCCACACCCACACCAACUACCGCACUCGCACCAACAGCCGCUCUCGCAGCCGCACGGCCACAGGCUUCUCCGCAGCACCUCCAACUCGGCCUGAAGGGGGCAGCACCCGGGCCAGACAAGGUUUUGAGGACUUGAGGAAGUGGGACGAACACCUUUCUGUUGUCUUCACUUGAAUCGAAAGCAAAAGUCUCCCCGCCCCGCACCGGAUCAAGUAGUUUGGACAUCACCCUAUUGAUAACUUGAGAUUCCUCUUAGUUUUCUGCAUACUCUUCAUCACAAUGCGGGAAACGGUUUCAGUCCAGAAGGCUUUAUUUAUGAACCUUUGAAAGGAUCUUCCAGUAUGGUGGACCUUCUAGGAGCAAUGAUGUACUGUAAUUUUAUUUUAAUGUAUUUUGAUUUAUGAUUAUUUAUUAGUUUUUUUAAAAAUGCUUGUUUUAAGACAUUUCUGAAUGUAGGCCAUUUUCCAAAAAAGAAACUUUAUUUUCAAAAACCUAUUCCCUAGUAAAUUCUAAUCUUGGAAAAGAAAAAAAAAAAGUAGAAGGGCGGUGGAGGGGAAAACAUUAAGAAUUCAUUCAUUAUUCCUAGGGCAUUUUCAGAAGGUCUGACACUUUCAUUGUUAUGCCAGGUGGUUGAAAUUAAACUCUGUGAUACUACUUUUUUUUUGAGAUUUUUUUUUCUUAGACAUAUAUUUUCUGUAGAAGUUUAAAAAGCUUAAAUGUUCAGAGUUGUAUAACUAUGAAAAUCUAAUUGCUUUUCUAAAAGGAAAUUCGUAGUAAUGAUGUCUAAUUCCAAAUAUUUACUACAUAACCCAACUGAUGGCAGGAUGAACAUACCAUGAAUAUAUGGUAGGGCUGGUGUAAUGCAGGAAGAGCCUUGCUUAUAACAUCUGUUUGAAGGGACUAAUAAGGAGAUUUCUAUGAUUUCUGAGUAUGAAUGCACUAGGCGUUUCAAAAAACACAGUGGGGGGAAAAGAGAACCAUUCAGUUUGUUUGAGAGAACAUUUGUGCUCUUAUCCACACUAGAGAUUACCCUUCUCCAGCUUUGCACACUCUACUUGAACCACAUUUUCUGACCCUUUUACUGUAUUCUAGAAAUAUACUCUAGAAUCUCAUAGUUUAAAAUACAGUUUGUAAAUAUUUUGAAGGACUAGGAGUCAUAGCUUUUUUGUAUUUGUACUGAAAAUAAUGUUGAUGACAGAAACCAACUGUUUUGCUUUUUAUUGCUCUGUGAGAAAUUUGAGGGUUCUAUGUUUUCCAGUUAGGUUAACUAAACUCAGAAAUUGAAAAGGGAAGGACUGGAUAAACACUGGAUUUUCAGUGAGAAAACAACCCAGUCUUGUUUUAGCAUCUACUUGUUCAGGAGUCUGAGGGGCGGGGUGGAGGGGGGAGCAUGUGCUUUUUAAAGGUGGAACAAACCGUCUUCUGUGUCAAAUCAAAAGGAUGGUCAAAAUCCACAAGGCAGAUGCUACUUAAGCUUAAAAAGAGCCAUAGUUGAUAACAAAUCCUCUUAGGGCUGAAAAUCACUUCCUAUCUGCAUGGCUUUACUGACGAUCUCUGUUUUCCAUUCUCUUUCCCACAAAGUCUUGAUAGUAUUUUUCCAGCAUCCAAAUGGGAAUGGUCAGGAUUAGGCUAUUGCUAAGUUAGGUAGUACAGAAACAAAAAUAGAAUUUCAUGCUAGAGAUGUCUUUAUUCUCCUUCCACCUAGAAAGGAAUUUAGAUCUAAUUACUUCUUAGUGCAAUAUUUAAAUGACGAAAUUUUGAGAUCACAACCCUAAUCCGUAAAGUUGUGGGGAAAAACGAAAACUCAGGCAAAUGGCAAGAAAAACUUAAGGGACUCCCACUUCCAGUGGCUAAGACACAGCUAUGAAAAUAUGCUGCAAAGGGCAGAAGCAUAUAUAUACACACACACAUAUAUGUAUAUAUGAUGGGCAGUUCCGACAGCAAAGCUGAAGAGUUCUGAAGUAUGGUUUGGCCUCUCUUGAGACUACUGCUGUGCUUUUUUGAUAAUGUCUCAUUGUAUUGUUGUUUUAAAAAUGCAGAUCAUAACAUGAUCUUCUCUGAUUAAACCAUAGUUUUUUCUUUCAAGUUUUUGUGCUAUAAAAGUAAAAUCCAUACCAAAA